GAUCAUAUAAAUGAAAUGAGAGAGGAGUUGACUGACCUAUUAGAGCAGCAGAGCAGAUUGGCAAGAGCGCGAGCUGAACAAGAAAAGAAACACGCUUUAGAAAUCAAUAGACAAGCUCAGAAAAUGCAACUUCUUGAUCUACAAAAGCAAUACCAGGACACACUGAAAGAAGAUGAGAGCAGGAUAUCGCAACAAAAGAAGAGGGUGAAUUUAUUGAAGAGAGACUUGAAACAGAGAGAACUGCUGAUGGCUGAAGAGGCCAGGAAUCGAACCUACGACCUAAUUACACAGCAGAGAACUGCAGCACUUCAAGCCCUUAUCCACGAAAUUGAUAGCAAGAGAGCUGUAGAAGAGAGAAGAUUGAGGGAAGUGGAAGAAGAGACGCUAGAACGGCACCAACAAUUAUUGCAUGAGAAGCAACAAAUGGAGCAACAACUGGCAGUUUUAGCUGAGGCGCCAAUUCCAGUCGUUUCAAAGCAAGAUCAACUAGGUGUGCAGUUGGACCAAUUGACUGAGCAGCUGAUCAAGAUUCGGAGUAAAACCUCACAAAUGAACGAGAAGAGAGAUUUCAGGAAAUCAAGGAAACUAUCAGAGGCCGAAUCUCUGCUCGAGAAAGCUGAAUUCGAGCUGGCACAAGAAGUCGCCCAACGACAAAAGGCUACGUGUAGUAGUCAACAUAACUUGCAGGCAAUGGAACUCACAACAGAAACUAGGGAUUUGCAAAACUGUAUUGAUCAGAUGCACGAUACUUUGGUCCAAAAGAAACUGCAAGAGUCGUGGGACUUGAUAAACGCUGCCAGAGAGAGCAGAGACGAACGUAAAUUACUUGAAAAGGAUCUGGCUCAAUUGACGGAUAUACUGAGAGCUGAUACGAGAGAUGAAUUUGGUUCAGAUGAAUCGUCCACAUCAACAUCAUCAUCUCAAUUGUGGGAGAAUAGGAAGUUCAAUACAUUCCAUGGACGCGAUUUGUGUGGCCGAAAUACUGAUUUCUACAGAAAACAGCAAGAUGCCAUCAAAUCAAGCCAUGAUAUCAGACAGCGUCUUCUUUCUCAACAAGAUACAUGACCAGAAUUAUUAUAAUGUAUUAGAUACAGUUCAUCAUUAUUUUCUUUUAAUUAUUCAAAAAACUACUCGAAUGAGUUGUAAAUAGCAUUGUUCAUUAUUAUUUUCUUUUAAUUAUUUAAAAUACUACUCGAAUGAGUUGUAAAUAGCAUAAUAUGUGACAUAAUAGUUCCUGAUUGUAUGUAGAAAGUUCGUUUUGGAAAUGUACAGUUUUCUAUCAUAAAUUGAGUAUUUUCACCUAUUUAUUAGAAUGAACUUUUCAAUCACUGUUAUCAAUAAUUAUGAUUUAUUAAAAGACAAAUUACAUAGACUUGAGUCUGCGAAUUUCACUACUUUACCUGUACCUGUUAUUAUACUGUUAUCACUAUUAAACCUGUUCAAUCUAUAUUAUUAUACAGAAAAGAAUCGUGAUUAACAAAGGGUAAUAGUUUAUGGUUUGAUAUAACACCAUUUAUGUCAAACGUUUGUUACAAUAUAAAUAAAUAAAUUUAAUAUA
Messenger RNA from Nilaparvata lugens (brown planthopper), 1558 nucleotides. Its product is annotated as kinectin-like. The transcript has 7 exons. The coding region runs from base 16 to 1065 and encodes 349 amino acids. NCBI's taxonomy places the organism in Eukaryota, Metazoa, Arthropoda, Insecta, Hemiptera, Delphacidae. The record is from RefSeq and is a predicted model, not a curated record.